This is a messenger RNA of Podarcis lilfordi (Lilford's wall lizard), 5302 nucleotides long. Lineage: Eukaryota; Metazoa; Chordata; Lepidosauria; Squamata; Lacertidae. The record is from the annotation of a GenBank genome assembly.
GGAAGGGAAAGUUGAAAAGUGAAUAUAUUGACCUUUUACUAAGCUUGUUCUCCGACGGUGACACUGGUUCACCGUGCUCUCUGAUUGGUAGGGAAGUCUUUAAUUGCUGAAGGUGUGGUUAUAUAAGUGAAGGACGCUUAUUGUAGGAAAGACUCCGCCAGGACCUCAGGCGUCACUUUGGUAUUGUAUGCAGUUUCAGUAUUGAGCUGGGGGAGAAGGCGGUGGAAGACUUCCCUCUUCUCCCAGGCAUUUGAGGGAAUAUUAUUGCACUUGUAGCUGCUUUUGUGUUGUAGUCUGGGGGGAGGUAUUCUUGUUUUAUUGUUAAAACUUUGUGCUUUGAGUUUGUAUGCCAGUCCCCUAGAAAUGCUUUGUAAUAGGUGAAAAAUAAAUCAAAUAAAUUUUCAGUUGCAUGCCUUCUAUUUAGGAGAACCAGAUAUAUAAAGAUAUCUAAACCUUUAUUUUUUAUUCAGCUUAAGUUUGUUGGUGUUACACAUAUAAUUCAAAAUCCAGCAUACCCCUAAAGACCUAGUUAAGCUAGCACCAACUUUUAUAUUUGGCUCUCCUGACUGGGGAAGAUACAGCAACUACUUUGCUUGUCAAAGCAACAAUACCUAUUUUAACAAAAGGUGAAAAGUUGGGCCUCACUCACUGGAUAGUUUUCAUACGGUGCUGUUGUUCUUGGACAGGACUUGUCAAUGGAUGAUUCAAGGUUACGAGGUUUCUCAGAGUUUGCCCCAUAAAAAGCAUUGUCAAUCUCAACGCUUGUCUAGAGCUGAUUCUUAGAGCUGUUUCAUGUGACAUUUUCUGUUUCUUUCUCACUGCCUUCCCAGCCGCCCUCGUCCAUUUCUGCGUCACUCCUCAUAGUUGUGAUCCGUGCAGGUUGUGACUCAGAAAGUCGAGGGAGUUACGUUGCGUAAAGGAAGCCCUGAAACACUUGCUGAGAAAAUGCAGUAACUUCCUUUCCCUUUUAACGCCAAUUUUGUUGCUUGCUAAAUCUUCACAGCCAAGCAACAAAGUCUACUUUAAAAAACAAAAACAGAUGCCCUGUCACAUUUUAUUGUCAAAUUAAUAAAGACGGUGGUUCACCACAGAUGUAAAAACAGGGAUUGCUGGGUAAUGGCAGUUUUGUGAGAGGUGGGUUGGGGAACACGGGCUCUCCUGCAGUAAAUUGUCAGUAAUUACAGUUCCUUCCCAUUGAAUAUGUGAAUGUUGCCAACUAAAUUAACUGUGAUAUUGCACAUUGAAGUUCAUCCCACAGAUCACUGUGGUUGCAAGAUCCACUUGAAAAUUGCUUAGGGACUUCAGUAGACAGCCUGGUGAUUUUUCUGCCUGUUGUAGCAAUCAUAAUGAGCUAGGUGCUCUACAAUUUUUAAUUGUAUUCGUAUUGCUUCUUUUGUUUCUUAUAUAUUGUAUUUUAAUUAUCCUAAUACAAUUAAAUAUAAAAGAAGGAAUAAAAGAAACAAUAAAAUAUAAUUAAAAAUCAAUAUACUUCAUGUGAUGGAUGUGCUGUAUGCAAGCACAAAAACACUGUCGGCCACCUGGAUGAAGCUUGUGCGUGGACCAUUUUGGGGCCCCCUGUGACAGAUGUGGUACAGAAUUCAGUUUGCCUGGGAGAUGUCAAAGCACACUUGCCAUUUCCCUUUGUGUUAACUUGUUGUUAGGGAUGCUUGCUGACUGUGCUUCCUUAAGCUGAUCUUUUGACAGAAAUGAUAGGGUAGCCCAAGAUUUAACAAAAGAAUGACUCUCCAUCUCUCGGAACGCGGCAGAAGUGCAUGCACUCCCAGUUCUCUCAGCUGCGAGAGGUUCCUUCCUGGGCUUCUCUUGCUUAGGUUUUGUUCUCUUUGGAAUGAGAUCACUGGCGUCUGACUGGUGUUUGUAAUAUUUGAUCUGAAGUGGAGCAAAGCAAAGCAAAGGUGAAGGCAUGGCGUAAGCAUCUUAACAAAUUGCCGAAAUCUUCCACAACGGUUCUUGAGGGAAACAGUACCCCUCAGACAAGACACCACGAGCUUUUCAGAACCUAAAACUUCAGGCAUCCGACCUGUCUCAAAACUUUGGUCUUUCUUGUUGGUGUCUUACUCAUAGCCCUAGGUUGUCUCCCCUGCCAAAAAGUGGGGGAGGGGAGUGUAGGGUUGCCAUAGUUCAAAAAAUAAAAACUAGGACACCCCGAAAGUUGUUGAGCUUUUAUUUAGGAAGAUCCCAAAAUUGUUGCACUUUUUUUUAGGGAAACCCCAAAGCGUUGCUUCCUCCCCCCAUCAGUUCCACCUUUGAAAUCCCGGUCAUGUCUGGGAAAAUCCGGACUUCUUGCAGCCCUAGUAGGGAUGGGAGAGUAAUAAGGAUGAGUCAUCUCUGGCCGUCACCUUUGGCCUCUUGGGCCGUUUUAGCUCCCAUGGCAACAUAUCACCAGCCUAUUUAUCUCACCAGAUAAUAUACGGGGCCAGCCCUGGCCAUCUAGUUUGACCACUUUAGCAGCCCUGGCCUUGCUCAGACCACAGAGUUGGAAGCAAAGUCCAGCCACCCCACUCCCUUUCCUAAGAGAAACCUAAAGCUAACAGUUAGUAGAAGGGCACAGAGAAACAGUUCUGAGCUAUAUUGGCAGUUUUGGAGACAAUUUUCUAGCUGGAGUUAGCUGGAUCUGGGGGGCAGCCUUGUGGAUUUAUUACAUCUGAUCUCUGGGAAUCUGAUGCAGAGUUGGUAGCUGUGCUGGGGGUGUUGAUAGGUACCAACUCUUCAUUGCUUGUGUAGCAUAUACAACACCUUUUUCAAAAGAGCUGCAAGUCCAGAAGCCUCUUGUUCAAAUGCUACUUCUGCUAUGAACUGGCAGAGGGGCUUCAGGUAAUCCACUCUCGGCUUCAUCCCCACAUCCACAAUAAGGGAAUGCAUGUUCUAACUUACCUUACCAAAGCACCAUAAGGAUGACCAGUUAAUGCAUGUGAACCACUGUGAAAAUUUGAAAGCAGUAUACAAAUGCUAAGUGCUCUUAUUAAAUAAAAUAAACAGUAUAAAAACUGUGUAAGUUUCCAUCUCAUCCAAUGAAAAUGAGCCUGCAACAUCCUAUAAAAAUCCUCUGGGAACAAAUGUCAUUGAACUGACUGGGCUCAUGUCUGAAUGGACUUCCCAUAUGACUGCAACAAUUGAUGGCCUGAACAACUCCCAUCACUGUGGAAAAUAGAGAACCCUUCAUGAUCUGAAGCCUGUUGAACUUCACUCAUUAUAAAUGUGCAGCCUAAAAUGAUGCAAAGUUAGUGAUAUGUAAGUCAUAAAAUCACAGAAUUGUAGAGUUGGAACAAAAGCCUUUAAUAAAAGUAAUGCAAGUACCAUUUGAAUAAAUGAUAAAUGGACACUGCAAGGGCAAACAGCUUGGAUUCACUGAAUACAUUCUCCUUUUGGAGCUACUGAAGGCAUAGCGCUGCCAGAACAGGGUUGGAAGCCUUGGGAGAGAGAGAGAGAGAGAGAGAGAGAAGAGAAGAGAAGACCAGAUGGGGACAGGACAGGACUUUUCAAAUAACUAAACAGUAUGACUUCAUUGCAGGUCGAGACUUUCUCUUCUGACAUGUGGAACCCCAAUUCAGGUAAACUUUGCCUUGUCAAUAUAUCUGGUGGAGGCAGUUAUUGGGCUCUGGCUUCAGUGGCAAGUUGAUUCACCACAUUGUAGCAUAUUUAAAUGACCUAGACCAGUGCAGACAAACAGCCCACACAUGAGAUUGUGGCCUACACACACACACACACACACACACACACACACACACGGAUGGGGGAGCUCUUUUAUUUGAAAAUAAAUCUGGUAUAUUAUUUAUAGCACUAUAGAUAUGUAACAAAAUGGACCCUGAAGAAAGUUUACUUUUUGUUCACAAAUAAGCACUGACCUUUGCAGUUACCCAGCUGGGAACCAGCUGCAACUAAGACAUCUGCAGGGUCUGAUACUGACUUACCUUGCAGGUUUGGUGUGAGGAGAAAUGGCAAACGGGGCAUGAAAAAUGAUCAGAAAAAACCCCCAGGGAGGCAGAGAGUGGGUCAUGGUUUCCUGAGAGAAGACCUUCCCAAUUUCUGGCUCCAAUGCAUCAGCUUGAUCAAACCUGUUAGUCGACGAAGGCAGUAACUAUACAUGGCCCCCAAUCCUAUGAUUUUUGUUUUACUCUCUGGCAGGAAUGCCUGGUGGGAUGCCGCCGCAGCAGCCUUACCCUCCUGCUCCUCCAUACUCUGGACCAGGCAUGCAGCCCUGCCCACCCCCAGGGUACCCUGGCCAGCUGCCUCCCCAGUCUGGAUUCCCUGGGCCCUGUGCGCCCCCUCAUCAUGGACCACCCCACCACGGACACCAUCCUCCACCUGGAAUGGUCCCUGGAGGCUGCCCUCCCCCACCGCCUGGUUGCCAUCCUCCUGGAAGCCACCAUGGGCAUCACAAAAAGCCAAAGCACCACAAGCACGGCCAUGAGCACCACGGGCACCAUGGGCACCACGGCAAAAAGGUAAGGAGGAGUGACUUGAAGGGGUCUCUCUGAGUCAAGCUGCAGAAGAAAGGCAGCUUCAGUAGCCAUGGGCCUACAGGGCUCCAGUGCAAGGACGACCAGGGAGUCAGUUAAGGCGUGGGAAAUGUGAAGUUAAGUCUAAGGAGAAAGUGGAUGCCAGAGUUUAUCUUUCCAUGUAAUGCCCCAUUAAUUACUCAAAAUCUUCAUCAUAACAAGCAGGCAGAAAUAAAACUAAAGAGGUGAACUUAGAGUGGGUUGAAAAUGCAGGAGGGGAAGAAAACACAACAUAAAUCAAUAAAUAUGAGCUGAGAUAGCAGCAGUGAUGGCAUCUGUUUCUCUUUCAGCACCAUGGCAGUUCCAGCAGCAGCUCCGAUUCAGACUGAGAAAGGUGUCCGCUCCCAGCUGCAUACUUGCAAUCGAUCGAGACCUGUUCUGACAUUCCUCCAUUGUCUUUCACAUGGUCCAGUAAUCAUGCAAUACUUUGUUUAGUUUGUAGCAAUUCCAAAAGAAAUGUUUAAAAAGCCACGUGAUAUCAAGUUUCCCUUCCAUUUUCCAUAUCCAUUCCUAUAUAUCCAUUCCUAUCCGUUUCCAUCUUACCCGUGAAAUAAAGGCAUAAUUUAGAUACCCACCUUGACAAAGGCUGAAAUCCUUGCAUUUUGCAGGAGUAAAACUCCUAGUCACAUCUGGAACAUGCUUCACACGAAUGUUUACAUCAAAUGCAUGUUUGUCCACUGACUCUUCUAGCAGUUUGCUGAAUCUUGGGACUGGCUCGUAAAGGGUAUUCUAUGCUGGCUAACAUGAAAGUGUGUUCUACUGCAAUGAUAAACGACAAUAUUUUU